Messenger RNA from Striga asiatica, 1157 nucleotides. The record is from the annotation of a GenBank genome assembly. NCBI's taxonomy places the organism in Eukaryota, Viridiplantae, Streptophyta, Magnoliopsida, Lamiales, Orobanchaceae.
AACCCGUCCUUUUCAACCCCACAAUCAAACUGCUAUAAAACGGAGAUUGGAAAAAAAGGGAUCAAAAUAAGACCACCACUAAAAAUUAAAUCUAAUCCCCAAAAAAGGAAAAAAAGCCCUAAUUUUUUAUCUCUUUAAUUCGAUUGCACCUGAUUUUGUGUCGUCUAUGUCCGGUACGGAGAACACGGAUCCGGUCACGACGCCCGACCCGAGCUGGGCGCUGGGCCCCGCCGCUGACGCCGCCGCCGGCCAUGGCUACUUCCUACGAAGCGAUUACGCGGAGAGUAGCAUUCUCGGCGAGUUCGGCUGGGAGGAGUCGAGCGCCGCCGCCGGUUUCCUAGAUGCGAACCUGGUCCCGUCGGAUUUUCAGGGAACCCGCGCCGGAGACUGCUUUCCGGCUGGUUGGCUGGAUCGUAGCAGCGAGGAUGUCGGCGGUGGUAGUUUCGAGCCGGUGGCGGCUCCGGCCCAAUCGAGGUCGUCCGGCUAUCCGGUGGAGAAACAUACGGCGUCGGGUGCCGCCUCCGCCGCCCGGCCUCCGCCGCAGGACUCAGAGAGCAAGAACAGAAAGAAGGGGCAAAAGCGAACUCGACAGCAAUCCUUUGCUUUCGCGACUAAAAGCGAGACUGAUAACCUUGACGAUGGUUAUCGGUGGCGAAAAUAUGGCCAAAAGGCGGUAAAAAAUAGUCCCUUCCCAAGGAGUUAUUACCGGUGCACGAACACAAAAUGCACGGUGAAAAAGAGGAUCGAACGAUCAUCGAGCGACCCCUCAGUGGUAAUCACAACGUACGAAGGACAACAUUGUCACUACUCGGCCGGAUAUCCCAGAAUAGGCGGCUUCAUAGCUUACAACAUAACCACUAACAACCUUAAUUUACAUAAUCCGCCAAACGAACCCCAAGAAAACUCUCCACGGAUUAUGACAAGAUUGCAGCCGCCACAUGACACACAAGACAAAGACAAAGUAGAAGAGGCAAGCUCACAAUCUGAUGAUGGCCUUGCUGGAGAAGGGUUACUCGGGGAUAUCGUGUCUCCCGGGAUGAGAAAACCAUAACUUUUUAACAUGAAACCAAAUAAUAUAAUAUGAUCCAUCAGUUGUUAUUAGCAAACACUUUUCAUUUCUUACUGCGCUCCAAACUAAUCCUAUAAUUAAUCAGUUG